AUGCCUCGACGAGACUUACGGCGAAACACUUUCGACUUGAAUGCGUUCAUGAUCGGUCUUCGAUAUCUGAGUAGACAGAUCGAAAACUCGCCCAUCCUUGCACCCUACCGGCCGAUAGAACUCAUUUCUUGCGGUGGUUUUGUUUCGACCAUGUAUCUUAGAAACCGCACCUCAACGCACGAUCUCGAUUUCUUCCUCAACGAACGGACUUACGGAAGACACUAUGAAGCCGUCAGACGGGAACUCUUGUUCCUAGUUGACAGAGUCGCCAACGUCUUGAAUUACAGCUCCGACUGGGCCAACGACGAGGUCAAAUUCUAUUUGACACUUCUUAACGACCCUGAAAUCCUGUUCGUCGAAUCGAAGCGACAGAUGCGUCCAAUCUACCAAAACCUUGAUCUGAAGAUCUAUGCUGUCAAGUGGGAAUGGCCUCAAGAUUGGCUGGAUUGCGUGUCAAUCGCAACCCUUCUUUACAACAGAGAGGGCGUUCAAAUGAGUCCCAGUCUUUUGAGGCGGUACGACCACACUGACCUCGAGACGCCUGUUCGACCUUACAUGGUGGCAGAGCUGAAUAGACGUGUGCGUCAACGAAUCGGCCGGGAUCCAUUCCCUGGUUCGACCUGGGUGUAUACGCGGCGUGGGUUCCACUAUCAGUGGCUUACUGGCGAGUCGAUACCACACAACCUGUGGCCUCCGAAAGAGGACGAGUAA
This is a messenger RNA of Aureobasidium musti, 711 nucleotides long. The record is from the annotation of a GenBank genome assembly. NCBI's taxonomy places the organism in Eukaryota, Fungi, Ascomycota, Dothideomycetes, Dothideales, Saccotheciaceae.